AUGAGCAUCAACAUCGAGAAACUCCAAAGCGAAGACGAAGUGGUGUUUAAGCUGAAAGGAGAAGUAACAGCACUCGAAAAGGAAAUAAAAAAUUGGUUCAUUAAGAGGAGACUAAACAUGGAGCUGAAUUACUCCCUACAUAAUUUAUUUAGUAACUAUAACAUUGUUGGGUUGUCCAUUAAUAAAAACAUCGACGUGAAGGAGAAGAUGUUAUGGCACGACAUAGUCAAUGGGAAGCCCACCCUGGAAGACACGCUCAGCUUGGAUGCAAAAGAGUACAAGGCUGAUAUGUAUAGCAAGAUAUGGGAAAACAGCACAACGACAGAAAAUCCAUGCAGACUAGUCGGAUCGAUUUUCUUUCGAUGUCUAAAAAAUAAUUACCACUUAAUGGAAGAAGAACGAGAGGGCACGUGCAUGCACAGCUUCGUGAACUUCACCAAUUGUAGAAAGGCGCUGAAGUUGCAGCAGGCCAACAAUAUAAGAACUGCCCUCACGAAGCAGAAUGCAGAGGACACACAUGCGAAAGCUCUCUUUGAGCGAAGGAGUGCUCUUUUGGAGAAGUUGGCGGGGUGCCGCUCCCUACAGUGA
Messenger RNA from Plasmodium inui San Antonio 1, 588 nucleotides. RefSeq lists its product as hypothetical. The record is from RefSeq and is a predicted model, not a curated record. The transcript has a single exon. The coding region runs from base 1 to 588 and encodes 195 amino acids. Lineage: Eukaryota; Apicomplexa; Aconoidasida; Haemosporida; Plasmodiidae.